Messenger RNA from Chara braunii, 3710 nucleotides. The record is from the annotation of a GenBank genome assembly. Lineage: Eukaryota; Viridiplantae; Streptophyta; Charophyceae; Charales; Characeae.
GCGGAUUCAGCGCAUCCGUGGUUCAAACUGGCUGUUUAUAUUUUCAUGGAGGAAUGGUCGGUAGGCAGGAAAGAGGAUGUUUUGGCAUGUCUAAUGAUGAGGUCGUACGUGCAAAAGCGUGUGGUUAAGCGGUAUAGGGAAGACUUCUCGAAGCUGCCGCUUGACUAUGCAGUUGCCCUGGACGAGGACAACGACGAGGACGAGGAAGGAGGAAGUGUCGGUCCGCAUGACGACGGCGGUAAUGAAUCAGAUGUGGAAGUUGGGGAUGACAACAUGCAGGACCGGGGCGCGCUUGCUGACGAGGACGCCGACACGCCAAUGCAUGGUUAUGACAUCUCCCCCGCCGGCGCAGUGGGAGCCGCACGUGGUCAGCCCUCGACGUCCUGUGAGAUUUCGUUAUCGCAAAGCAGGAGUAAGGGUGGGCAUGACUCACAUGCAAUGCAAGGACCGAAGGCGAAGAAAAGGACAAGGGAGACUUCUCCGUCUGCUUCUACUCACAAGAGGCAAGCCAGGACUGACGUUGUUAAUGAGGCUCGUGGAGCUUUGAUAGCGUCCCAGGAGGCGCGGCCUCCUCGGAAAAACAGCCAAGGGGGGCAAUCUGGGGGUCAAGGCGGUGGCCAUAGGGGCGGUGGCCGUGGCGGGGCGCGGAAACGCUCCCAGAGGGCGAGACCACAAGAGCUGCGGGACUUGGGGGAUGAGGGCGAGGGAGUGGAUCCUCGCAUGCCCGAAGAUGCUGAUGAGUCGGUUCAGCGCGUCGUGCCCAUCGACACUACGCGUUGUUUCUUCCUCAAGUACGACGACCAAGGCUUUGCUACGCAAGACGUCUAUGCUCUUCGUGUGGACGUCAUGAGAAUCAAACGCAUUCCCCGCGGAAGGAUUCUUUUCAACCACUGCUCGUUGUCUGAAAACAUUGUGCGAGGCAUCGAGAAUGUCAUCGAAAGCUCCAUCAGCACGGACCCAGGGGCAUGGGAUAGGCCCGAGCUCGUGCUUGCGCCUGUUGACCGCAAUGACAUUGUCGGCGGCCAGGGAAGACGGAUCACGCCGACCGAAUUCUUGGAAAGGGACCCGGCAGAGUUCAACUGGUACGCUGCCUGUGGUCAGCAUACUGUUGAGGCCAUGAAGAGGUUGGUCAGAAAGGACUCCCCGACAGUUAAAGUUUAUGGCCUCAACGCGUACUCUAAGUGUGGCCUCGAGAGGUUCUUCGAGAUGUUUAACGAAGGAAAGCUGUCAGUUGGCGAUGGCAAAAUCCCGCUUGACAUGCCCGGGAGGAUGAAAGGCCGCCUGUUAGGCCCGUACACCGACGAGACCAAGGGACAAAGAACAUUGUACCAUUGCGUAUACGCAACAGAUGGUCCCAAAGGCUCCACCGUGUCGUGGAAGGAUCUCUGUCCUUCCUACUUCAAAAAUUUUGGGGAUUUGACAUGUCGUGAGAGGGAAUUUGCGUUGCUCCUGCUCAUGAAGGGAAAGGCGGUCGCAACGAACGUCAAGGUUUUGCCUCCAAGAGUGAACACAGAGUGCCUCCUCGACAUCAUGCGAAAGAAGCGGUACAUGGUGCGUAUGUUCAAUUAUGUUCUGUUCCACGCGGAGGGAAGGGCGGACGACGAAUGGAACGACGCGUUCUUCAUGUCGUACAAGGACCUUGAAGACAGGUAUGGGCCAAACGGUCUGUGCGCUGCUGAAUGGGAGAAGGAACGGGACAAUUUACAUGUCAAUAAGGUGAAGAUGGUCCCUCGACGACUUGGAGGAGUGGAGGAGGCAAGGCGAGGUACAGGCUUGGGGCCUACGGCGGCAAAGUAUAAGGAGGCUCCGUUUCACCUUAAGGUCUUCAUAUACACUGCAAUCGAUAAGCUCGAUUUGCUUCGCGCCGAGGUGAAACGGAUCGCCUCCAGCACGCGUCAUAUUGUAUGGGACAAGUUUGGCAAACAAAUGACGUUGCUACCUGUGUGCAUGCCAUCGAAGGAAGUGUUGGCGGUGCCAGACGACAUCGUCGCUGCAGCGCUAAAAAUGACAUGCAGGGCCGCCAUCGUGAACAUCCCAUCCUCGAACUUCAGCACGACGUGGACCUCUCACGAAUUUGAUGCCUUGCACACACUGAUGACCAAGUGUUGUGGCCAGAAUUGGGUCCUUUUCUUCUUUGCGCCACAGAAGGUGCAUAACGAUGUUCUACGUCACUUGUUCCGUUGGGAGGACGUCGAAGUCAUCCCCGGGACCUGGAAACGGGUGGACAGGCCGCCGAACGACAUCACACGAUACAGCAAUAUGGCUACUAUGAGUCGAGAUAUGAUGGCCAUUGUCCUGCACGCCGAGGGAGGGGAUCUAAAAAAAGUAACUGUCAAACCGCGACUCCACAACGACCUCACAACCGUGCACGUUGUGGAGGAGAAGUUCGGAAAGUGUCAAGGAAAACACGGUGGGAUAGAGGGCGAUGAUAGUGCGGUGUAUUCCAUCUUGAAGCGAGAGCCUGGAAAAUUGCGUUCGUUGUGCGGGUCAUUUGUCGGAGAGGCGGAAGGUGUGCUUUUGUUGGGUAGAGUGCACGCAGGUCUUGUGUGGGAGUUAUUACUCGCAGGUAAUAAUGUCAUUGCCUGCGACGAGUCGGCCAAGGACAUUGCAUAUCUGACAAAGUUCGUCGAUAUACUUGUGAAGGAUGAGAGAUUCGCCUGUCAUGUCGAGAAGCCACGUUGCAAACAUCGUAGCAACAGGGACAUGUUCCACAAGCUGGGACGCAAGAGACUGAAGGUGUGGGAAUACCUGUUUCGCGAUGCGCCGCAAGGACGGCUUGACGGGAAUUACAUCUACAGGAAAACAAAGGAGAAUCCGGGGCAGAGCGAGGGCACUGUCAAAGACAAGGCCAAAGAAUUGUUUUCUGUAUUGCGAGACAAUCAGCAGUUGGAGUACAGUUGGAAAUUUUACGCCCUGCGAACGAGUCCCUCAUGUGGGUCAAUCGACUGGAAGAUCAAUCAAACUAUCGGAACCAUGAAGGAGAGCAGCUCUCAGGAUGCCGUGCCUUUGUCGGCAUCGCCCCCCGUACCCACGCAGGCAGGGCAGAGCGAGGAUGACAGGACUACUGUGGUGAAGAUUCAAGAGGUUCAUAUGACGUCUAUGUCGCAAAUCUCCGUCGCCACGACAGAACUGUCCAAACGCAUGGAUGUGUCAAACGCAUUGUCAUCAGAUGCAGGUGCCACGUACGGGAGUUUAUUACUGACAUGCGCCGCAUUAGAAGGCACAUCCGAAAUGCAGCCAGAGUCAGCUGUUGGCCUAAGCGUGUCGGACAGUCAGUUGCAACGGGAGUUAUGCACAGGCAAAGGUGAUGCAUAAUCACCGCUGACACCACAGGGAGGGGCCGCUGCGGAUGGUGGGAAGGGAGGGGAUGUGGAGAGAAUCCUCCAUCCUCGCAAUCUUGAGACCUUAACCGAUGUUUUUGAUUAUUGGGGUGAGGGUGGAAAUGACGUGGUCAAUGCGAGGGGAGUGUGAAAUGAUCGGUGAGGCGGGAGGGGGGCAAUGGAGAGGGAGAAACCAAUGAUAUGAUUACAAUGUUAUUCUUUUUUUUUUUUAUUGAAAUCGCACAAUUGACUCGUUUGUUUUUAGUUUCAAAUGGAACUGGUAUUAGUUUUCGUAGGCACUACGACCACCUGAUUUUUUUUUAUGUAUAUAUAUAUUUUUCCUCAAUAUUACGUUCGACCUAAGAUGUUUAGGAUACUUGUCAUUUUCGA